Molecule: messenger RNA, 5196 nt
Organism: Portunus trituberculatus (swimming crab)
Lineage: Eukaryota; Metazoa; Arthropoda; Malacostraca; Decapoda; Portunidae
Product: transient receptor potential channel pyrexia-like
Exons: 5
Coding region: 337-3111 (924 amino acids)
Biological process (GO): transmembrane transport; monoatomic ion transport
Cellular component (GO): membrane
Molecular function (GO): monoatomic ion channel activity; protein binding
Source: RefSeq, a predicted model, not a curated record
UGAGUGAGCAGUGGGUGUGACGACCAGCGACGCAGCACCACCAGCAUCAAGCACCAGCAAGUGGCGACGCUGACAGCUCGGCAGUGAAACCUAACAUGGCCGGCUACCUCGCUCUCAGGUCCAUGGAAGAGAACGCCUCGCAGUGAGCAGCCACGGCUAAUGGGGCAUGAAGAAACUACUGCUGCUGCUACUGCUCCUUAACUCCUGCCGGGAAGAGGGUGCAGAAGACCACCUCCUUCCCUGCACACGGCUAAGCACGAUCCCGAAACGCACAACCUCCAACAUCGUGACGCUUCCAAAACACGACUCCAUGAAAACAAAAGCCUGUAUUUCGAAAUGCUUUGUUCUCUCACCAUGACUACUUCCCAAGGAAAGGCCACGCAGGGGGCUGGCGGCGCCGCGGGAGAGGAAGAGGUUCAUUUUAAACAGGAAUUGCUCGUCGCGGUGCAGACAGGUGAUGAGGAAAAGCUGCGCCACGCCCUUAAGCAUCUACCACCGAAGGCUGUCAACCAUGUGUUCCCUCAUCCUGUGUAUGCCACUGCCCUGCAUGUUGCCACACAAAACAACUCAUAUGAACUGGUCAAGGCACUGCUGGAGGUGCCUGCCGACACUGGUGCCCGGGACAUGAAAGGCAAAAAGUACUGCCCACUGCACUAUGCUGCCCACAAUGGCAAUGUGGAGGUACUGGAGGCACUGCUGAAGGCUGGUGCUGACCCCAAUGCAAAGGAAGGUGAGUUUGGCCGUACAUCUCUUCAUAUUCUGGCCAAUCGCUGGAAGAACAAUGAAGAUUCUUACAAGGCUUGUCUUGAUGUGCUUCUGUCUUGUAAGAGGAUCAAAGUGGAUGCCCUUGAUAGCAGCAAGGCCUCACCCCUCUUCCUGGCUGCCACCAAAGGUUGGGAGUACAUGGUGAGGAAGCUCAUUAAUAUGGGAGCUAAUAUAAAUGCAGCUGUGGGAAACAAAACUGCUUCUGAUGUGAUUAAAAAGAAGUUCAAUGACUUGCUAGAUACAAUUGACUUUUCAGUAAUUCAAAAACCAAAAAGAUAUUUCAGUGAUGAACUCUAUGAUGCACUGAUCAACACAGACUUACAGCUGUUUCAGGAAAUUUUGAGUGAAAUUGACAACUCAGAGGAAAAAUCAAAGGUAUCAGCACUGGAAGAAGACCAUGGAGAAUAUACACUUCUGCAAUAUGCCUGUGACAAUGGUCUGGCAGAUUUUGUUGAAGAAUUACUAAAACAUGGAGCCAAUGCAGCCAGGGUAGAUGAAACCAGCCUCAUGAGCCCUGUUUUGUAUGCUGCAAGAAAUGGUUACUACAAAAUCCUGGAAAUGCUUCUGAGAACCUUAAAAGAACAGAAAGAACUUGACAAAGGAGUCCUGAGACAUAAAGAUCUAAGAAAGGAAACUGUACUUCAUAAAGUGAUCAAGAGGGAGUAUGCAACCAAACAUGAAGGUGUGGACUACUACAUGUGCCUUAAGCUGCUUCUUGAGAAAAGACGUUACUUAGACCUGGAUGCACAAGAUGAAUUUGGCAACACUGCUUUACAUUAUGCAGUGCUUUGUGAUGAUCAGAGCUUUGUUCGCAUUCUGCUGCUCAAUGGCGCUCAUCUAGGAAUCAGGAAUCAGUUUGGUACUUUAGCCAUUACCCGUAUUCAGGCAUCUGUGCUUGAAGAGGUACUCAAUGACUGCAUCAAAUACAAACACAAUGUAGCAGACCGUGAGUUUGAAAUCAUCCUUCACUACAGCAUGUUGGCUCCAGCUCAAACAUCUCAGCAACCAGAAACUGAGUGUCUGAGGUUCCUGAGUGGUUCUCGUAAGCACCGGCACCUCUUGCUGCACCCAAUCAUUGACACUUUCCUUUUCCUUAAAUGGCAAAGGAUUCAAAAGUACUACUACUUCAAUAUUAUUGCAUAUACAAUUUUCUUAAUACUCCUCACAGCUUACAUACUCUUUUACCAUGGAACUUUUGUACCAGCAACAGAGAAUGGAAUAAACAAUGACACACAGAAACAAAAUGUAUCAUCAGAGAAUAGCAGUGAUGCACCAGAGAUGGAAAUGUAUGACCUUGCCCAAAAAUAUGUUUUCAAAGCUCUUAUAUUUAUCUUUACUUUGUACAUUGCAGUGAGAGAAGGCAUUCAGUUCUAUGUUUCUUGGAAGUUGUAUGUCAUACGACUGGAAAACUGGCUGGAAAUUUCAAUAGUUGUUCUCACCUGUACUGUACUUUUCAUACCUAUGAAUGCUGUACAUCAGCAGAGUCUUUGUGCCUGGCUGGUAUUGUUCUCUUGGAUAGAAUUUGUGCUGCUGUUGGGACGUCACCCAUAUUUGUCCAUUUACAUAACCAUGUUCACCACUGUCACUUUCAAUUUUCUUAAAUUCAUCAUCAUGUUUUCCUUCAUGAUUAUAGCCUUCAGUAUCAGCUUUUAUCUAGUUUUCCAGGUACAUGACAGCUUCACAACAUACUACCAAUCUCUCCUUAAGACAAUUGCCAUGACCACUGGUGAAAUAGAGUACACAGAUUUGCCUCUUGCUGCUUUUCCAGUUUCAUCACAUUUACUGUUUGUUGUGUUUGUGUUCCUCAUUGUCCUUGUUCUUAUGAAUCUUCUCAAUGGUCUAGCUGUUAGUGACAUUCAGCAGAUCCAGCAGGAAGCUGAGAUUGUCAGUUACAGCAGUAGGGUAGAGUUGGUCUCAUACAUUGAGUCUGUGUUUCUGGCCAGUCCCUUGCAUCAGAUUUUGCCAGGAUCCCUCAGAUGCUGUGAGGGAGGCGAUGAGAAGGAUGACUGUUAUCUGAAAGCAUGUAUUGAGUCCCACAACCCAGCCAUUAAACUUCUCAACUGGUUGGGUCGGCGUACCCUCAUGUUCCAGACGUGUCUUCGUAAUCCGUGGAUAUCUGUGUUCCCAAAUCGAGGAAGGGACCGCUGGCACGUCUGUGACUGUCACAGCUUCCAUUUGAAGGAGGCUCAAAUUGAGGCUGCAAAGGACGUUGUGCUUGAGAAGGAACAUGCCGUUGACACCCACCGUCUGUCUGGCCUUGAAAAUCGCCUUGAUGAAGUAAUGGCAGCAAUAUCUUCUCUCACAGACAAAGUUAAUAAACAUGUCCUGUUGCCUUCCCCAGAGUGACCCAAGAAAUCUUCAGAUGCCCCUGUUGUAAUCAGUGUGUAAUUGUUGCCACAAGUCUAAUUUCAUUAUAGCAAAGACUUUGAUAAACACUGAGGAGCUAUUUAAAGCAGCCAUCUAGAUAAAUUUUUGCCUGAAUAUGUCACUUGUUCCUUGCAACUGUCUGAAAGGUUCAUAUUCAGUCUGGGUGACUUAUAUUCCAGAGCAUAACUGUUCUUUUGUAGAUCCAAUGUGUUUAUCACUGCUACUGGUAAAGUAAUAUGGACAUAUUGUCCUGCUUACUAAUGAAAAUUUUAUUUCAGAAGUGCAUUCUAACAUAACUAGAAUAACAAUAACAGUAUCAUUGACAGGAAGGCUUUCCUUGGGUGGCAUGUAAAUUUAUAUAUUCUAUAUCAUACAGAACCCUUGUUUGAGCAUAUUAUGGCUAUAUUUCCUCCUAAUAUUUAUAUUCAACAUUACAUACUAUAGUUUUAAAUGCAAUAAAAAAGCUGGGUUGUUCUUUGGUGUAUAGCCUACUGUAGCAUUUAUUUUGAAAGAUAAUGGUAAUGUAGAUUUAAUUUGUCUUAUUUGUAAUUAUAUUUUUCCAUUAUUGGCAUCAAGGCACACUUAAGAUGUGACUUGUGGCGGUGUGGCAUUUUUUUCCUCACUUAGGGGAAUGACAUACCCAUGUUUUCUCUAUUGUAAUUGUUACACUUGACUUACUUGAGUUGCAAUAGUUUAAGUUUGAACUCAUCGGGCAACAUGAAAUCAAAGUAAGGCCCUGGCAGAACAUGAAUGUGGAUCUUUCCACUUUUUGUGCUCACAUGCCAAUCACCCAAUCAUUGUCUCUCCUACUGAGACAAAGUUUGUUUUCUUUAUUAGUGUACUUAAUUAGCUAUUGUACCUGGGAAAUGUGAUGGUCACCGGAAGUGCCACGGUCCAUGGAACACAAAAUAUUUCACAAGGGAGAAGAGUAAUAAUUAUAGGGGCUGUCUGUCUCCAGUUAGAAUGAACUCAUACUGGCUUGACAGUGGUGCAUGUAUCCUAUUUAACAAACUAGCUUUUUGUAUUCUGCAGAAUCAGCUGUGAUAUUAUUAAACUAAACAAACUGUGUGAAUUUUACUUUUCAUAGUCCCAAUUACAUAGCAUAUGAUAUACGUACUUAUACACCAUAUUAAAUGAAAUUCACUUCAAAGUCCAGAAUGAGUGUCAGAUCAGGUAAUGCCGUGCUGUAUUGGGCUUACGUACAGUGGCUGUUGCUGCUUCAUAGUACUGUGCUACACUGUUAGAUAAAAGUUACUAUGAAUUAAUGCAAUGGCAGGAUGGAAAUCAUGAUUCAAAUUUAAAUUAUGUAUUGAUUAAAUUAUAAUUUUUCAGGUGCAAACUAAGCAUAAAUGUCUUCAGGAGAAAACAAUUGUGUAAAACAUAGAUACCUGUACCUAAUAAUUUAUAAUGAGAUUUCCAUAAAAAACUGUUGUGUCAUUAUAAAUAAUACCUGAUGCCAUGUAUAAAAACCUCUGAUUAUUUUGCUUCAGACUGAAGUCCACAAAGCAUUAUAUUUUUAUAAGUAAAUUUUUUUCUGCAAAAAUUUGUGAGGUAAUGAUUCUCUCCUAUCAUUAAGUCCUCUGAGUGAAUACUGUUCAUAUUAAGUGUGUGCUUGCGGGAGGAGCUGGCUCAUUGCUUUAGAAUAAUUAUCUACUUUAAUCCCCCAAAAAACAAACCCUUUUGUGUGGUACAUUCAGUAUGUUUGUUUGCUGACACUCAAAUAAUUUCACUCACACUGACACAUAAACACAUACAAUGCUUACUAGCUCAAUACUACUCUCCUUGCUUGUCACCUGAGAAGUUGAGGUUCAUGCCAUACUCAGAACACUGAAGAUUUUCCACUGAUGAUGAUCAGCCUAUCAUGGGCUCUCUAUACUCUUUCUAAGCAGAUAUAGCUGGCAGUUCUAAGUCCAACAUGAGUGGUUGUGUGCAUGUGAGAUACAUCAACAUAACCAUGCUUAAAUGCACACACUUUAGGCAGUGAUUUUAUAUUCCAUAAAAUGAGAUGCAGCAAAAUUAUUAAAAUAUUUUUGUGUUGUAUGAAUAAAUAAUUUGUUCAUUAUC